AUGCAUCCUUGGGAAAGAGAUGCUCGCAUGGCAAGGAAGGCUUUAGACGGACGCCCUCAAGCAUAUGGCUUACUCAUUGAACUUGCAUGCACCAAAUCAUCAUACGAGCUCUUGGGAGCUAGGAAAGCAUACCAGUCCCUCUACGUUAGAUCAAAGGCCAUAAAACUUGGUAUAACCAAUAAUAGACAUGGUGAUAAGAAGAAGCUAUUCAAAGAUGAAGAGAUUGUAAGGAUUCUAGCAACAAAAAGCAAGCCUUAUCUCAAGGCCGUCUUCAAAGGUUACAAGGAGACUUUUAACAAGAACAUUGAAGAGGAUCUUGAUGAGACAAGUUUGAAGGAAACAAUUUAUUGCUUGUAUGCUCCUCCGAUGUGUUUCAGUAAGAUUUUAGAUUCGGCAAUGAAAGCUAACACAAAUGAGGAUGAAAAAGAAGCCCUAACUCGAGUUAUUGUAACCCGAGCCAAUGUUGAUAUAAAAAACAUUGCUGAGGAAUAUAAUAAGCAAUAUGGAACUCCUCUAACCAAGAAGAUUGAAGAUGUAGCUCUUGGAAAUUAUAAAGAUUUCUUGGUCACGUUGGUCCAAAGAGCUGGUUAA
Molecule: messenger RNA, 591 nt
Organism: Vitis riparia (riverbank grape)
Lineage: Eukaryota; Viridiplantae; Streptophyta; Magnoliopsida; Vitales; Vitaceae
Product: annexin D4-like
Exons: 4
Coding region: 1-591 (196 amino acids)
Cellular component (GO): cytoplasm
Molecular function (GO): calcium-dependent phospholipid binding; calcium ion binding
Source: RefSeq, a predicted model, not a curated record